Clonostachys solani is the source of this 276-nucleotide messenger RNA. Lineage: Eukaryota; Fungi; Ascomycota; Sordariomycetes; Hypocreales; Bionectriaceae. The record is from the annotation of a GenBank genome assembly.
AUGCCUUCAUACAACUACAGCUGGCUCAAAUAUACUGGGUUUGAUACAAUCCAUGGCUUAGUCCUGGAGGCCUCUCGUGUUGACCGAGUGCUCAACAAUGCCCGCCUUGCCAGGGCAAGAGAUGGACAUGAGAGGAGGCUUAGGAGGAUUCGAAAGGCUCUGGGUUUGAGGCAACGGGGAGGAGACGAUCCCAACCCUGCUGAGUCCUGCAAUGACGACGGCAAUCAGCAAUCCAACCAAGAUACUUCUGAAGAAAUAGAGGAAGGAGAGGAAUAA